This is a messenger RNA of Aureobasidium pullulans EXF-150, 1464 nucleotides long. RefSeq lists its product as uncharacterized. The record is from RefSeq and is a predicted model, not a curated record. NCBI's taxonomy places the organism in Eukaryota, Fungi, Ascomycota, Dothideomycetes, Dothideales, Saccotheciaceae. The transcript has a single exon. The coding region runs from base 1 to 1464 and encodes 487 amino acids.
AUGGCCCUAGAGAUGACAAGGCACGGCCUUGAAUCACUACCCGAUGAACUGAAAUCUCAUAUUCUGUCGUAUCUGAUCAACCCUCCGCCUUCUUGGAGUUGGCAGAAGAACACGCUCGAUACUGGACUCACUCGCUCUUCUGAUCUGGCAGACAAACCUUUGAAAUCCAUGAUACUCGUAUCGAAAACAUGGUGCAGAUUAGUUUCACCACUAUUGUUUGCGCAUCUACAGCUUCGUCUCGAAGACACAGACCAGACCACUCCACCGUUGCUGGCGCCGAGAAUCAAAAGCAUAUCGGCCAACUUUAGGGAAUGGCUGUUUCGAGACUUGGGCUAUCCACAUGAUGUCCGACUGCCGUACAGACAUGUCUGGCAAAGCGCUUCGACAGAGAAGGCUGCGAAGUGGACAGCUACACUAGAGCAACAACUGGCUAGCUUGUUCGCAUUUCUUGAGUCACCAAAUAAUGGCAGUAACAGCGAAAACGUCCAGUCAUUGACAGUCAUCGCUACUGACGAGCUCAACAACAAUGGCCUCGACUAUAUUCGUGACGAAGUACACUGUUUGAUCGCAACGGAUGCAUUUUGGAAUCUGCUUUUCGAGAAGCUUGAUCCUGCAAGAGUCACAGUACUGGCACCUCCAAGUAAGCUCGCAUGUCUGCUCGGCUGCAGUAUGAAUAUGAUGGAUGCCUGGGCUUUUCCAGGGAUGGCCAUGCAAUUAGUAUCGGUUUGGAGAGAACCUAGGCCUGUUGAAGUCAACGAUCAUCGCCGGUCGCCGUCGGGGUCCGACUAUGACAUGAUGCACCCGGUAGAGCUCGUGUUAGAGCCAAAUGAGUACGGCAGACCCGCAUUCUCGAGCUUUAUCUACAUCAGGCCCUGGACACACUUGGCCGUGAAUGAGGGAUCGUUCCUUGAGGCUUACUCAACAUACGAAUACUUUCACAAGAACCCACCAGGAAUCUUGGCCUCUGUAGGAAGGGCGUUCAGACUCGAGAUGGACAUGUGGUCAGUGUCAUACAAGGCCGUCUUUCCAUUUGGCAACCACAUUGGAUCACCGCUCGAUCGAAUCACAUACAAGGGUAACUCUUCAAACGUACGAAAGCUUUACGUCAAGAUAGCACCUGAUCCGGACGACACAAUCCUGGACGAUCCAGCUCAAGUCGGCAAAGCAGACAUCACCGACUGCUGGCGUGAGGUGGAGUCAGCCUACAGAUUCCUGACAGACCCUGCCCUACGAGGAGAGCCGGACUUCACAGAGUCGGGAGCUGUUAGGGAAUUGGAGAUGUUCGGCUUCGGAGACAGCAGCAUCUCAUCGAUUAGAGAGACAGUCGCCAGCUCAAUGGAGACUGCAGGAUGGCAAGAGGUGACCACAAAUGAAUGGCACAGCUCCAGGCUUCUAUCGCGUCUAUCAGAUUACGGAAACGGUACGAAGGUCGCUGGAGAGUUAGAGAGCAUGCGGAUCGAGUAG